Molecule: messenger RNA, 1164 nt
Organism: Haliaeetus leucocephalus (bald eagle)
Lineage: Eukaryota; Metazoa; Chordata; Aves; Accipitriformes; Accipitridae
Product: gastricsin-like
Exons: 9
Coding region: 1-1164 (387 amino acids)
Biological process (GO): proteolysis
Molecular function (GO): aspartic-type endopeptidase activity
Source: RefSeq, a predicted model, not a curated record
AUGAGGUGGCUGGUACUAGCCCUGCUCUGCCUCCAGCUCGGGGAGGGCAUGGUGAGGAUCCCCCUGAGGAAAAGCAAGUCGGUGAGGGAGUUGAUGAGAGAGAAGGGGGUGCCGGAGGGUGUCCUGAAGGGCCUCAGAGGGGACCCCGGUAGGAAAUACCAGUUCAGCAACGCUGUGACUUAUGAAACGCUAACGAACUACCUGAACUCCUUCUACUUUGGCGAGAUCAGCAUCGGGACCCCUCCGCAAAAUUUCCUGGUGAUCUUUGACACUGGCUCCUCCAACCUGUGGGUGCCCUCCACCUACUGCCAGGCUCCAGCCUGCGUGAAUCAUAACAGGUUCAACAGCAGCCAGUCGUCCACAUUCUCGGACAUCGGUGUGACCUACACCCUCAGAUAUGGGUUCGGUGACGUGUCGGUGGUGUUGGGGUACGACACCGUGACAAUCCAGAACAUCAUUGUCAGGAACCAGGAGUUUGGCCUGACCCUGGAUGAGCCCAGCAGCCCCUUUUACUACCUGGACUUUGAUGGGAUUUUGGGCAUGGCUUACCCGGCCAUCGCCAUCAGCGGUUACAACACGCUGAUCCAGAACAUGAUGCAGCAGAGCCAGCUCACCGAAUCCAUCUUCAGCUUCUAUUUCUCACGCAACCCGACAUACAAUUACGGCGGGGAAGUCAUCCUUGGAGGGAUUGCCCCCCAGCUGUACUCUGGGGAGAUUACAUGGGCUCCUGUGGUCGAGGAAGUGUACUGGAAGAUCGGUAUUGAGGAGUUUGCCAUCGGGUCGUCAGCCACCGGCUGGUGCAGCCAAGGCUGUCACGGCAUUGUGGACACUGGGACGUUCCUGCUGACCAUCCCAGGACAAUACAUGUCAGCCUUCCUGCAGGCGCUGGGUGUGGAGGAGAGUGAGGACGGGUUCAUUGUCAACUGCAACUACGUCCCGAGCAUGCCCAGCCUCUCCUUUGUCAUCAGCGGAACCCAGUUAGUGCUGCCUCCCUCGGUCUACGUCUUAAACGACAACGGCGUCUGCACCGUUGCGGUCGAGAGCACAUACGUGUCGUCUUCCAGCGGCCAGCCGCUCUGGAUCCUCGGCAACAUCUUCCUUCGGCAGUAUUACUCCAUCUUUGACAUAGCCAACAACAGAGUUGGCUUUGCCCUGUCAGCCUAG